Molecule: messenger RNA, 4103 nt
Organism: Daucus carota subsp. sativus
Lineage: Eukaryota; Viridiplantae; Streptophyta; Magnoliopsida; Apiales; Apiaceae
Product: ubiquitin C-terminal hydrolase 13
Exons: 32
Coding region: 143-3547 (1134 amino acids)
Biological process (GO): protein deubiquitination; regulation of protein stability
Cellular component (GO): cytosol; nucleus
Molecular function (GO): protein binding; cysteine-type deubiquitinase activity
Source: RefSeq, a predicted model, not a curated record
ACUUGCCCCUUAUUAUUUUCCCCUUCAACUGAGUUUCAGAGUGACCAUUCUUCCCCCAUCUUCACAAUCACCACCACUAAUCACAUAUAUCUCCGCCUCAUUUCCCUAGAUUUACAAUCGUACGGUCAAUCUCGCUCUAAUCAUGACUCUGAUGACUCAUCAGCCGUUGGAUCAAGAUGAUGAGGAGAUGCUGGUGCCGAGUUCGGGGCUAGUUGAAGUUCAGAGCCUAGAAGGGCCUCAGCUUUUGGAAAGUCCUCAGCCUAUGGAAGUGGUAGGGCAAACAGAAGGUACUAAUGCAGCAGAGAAUCAAGUGGUUGAGGAGCCGCCGCAGGCUUCUAGGUUUACAUGGACUGUCGAUAACUUUUCAAGGCUGAAUGUUAAGAAACAGUAUUCCGACACUUUUGUUGUUGGUAGCUAUAAAUGGCGUGUACUUAUCUUUCCCAAGGGAAAUAAUGUGGACCACUUGUCAAUGUACUUAGAUGUGGCAGAUUCAGGAUCUUUGCCUUAUGGGUGGAGCAGAUAUGCACAGUUCAGCUUGGCUGUGAUUAAUCAAAUUCAGCCAAAGUUCACGGUGAAAAAGGAUACACAGCAUCAAUUCCAUGCCAGGGAAAGUGAUUGGGGUUUCACAUCAUUCAUGCCGCUUAGCGACCUAUAUGACCCUAAUAAAGGUUUUCUUUUGAAUGAUACUUGCAUCAUUGAAGCUGAUGUUGCUGUGCGUAAGGUCACAGACUUUUGGACGUAUGAUUCAAAGAAGGAAACAGGUUACGUUGGCCUUAAAAAUCAAGGAGCAACUUGUUACAUGAAUUCGCUCCUACAAUUUUUAUUCCAUAUACCAUACUUCAGGAAGGCGGUUUAUCAUAUGCCAACAACUGAGAGUGACAUGCCUUCUGGAAGCAUUCCUCUGGCUCUUCAGAGUUUGUUUUAUAAGCUUCAGUUUAAUGAGACCAGUGUUUCUACGAAAGAAUUAACAAAGUCUUUUGGUUGGGAUACAUAUGAUUCUUUCUUGCAGCAUGAUGUUCAAGAACUUAAUAGAGUCUUGAGUGAAAAGCUUGAAGACAAAAUGAAGGGAACGGUUGUAGAAGGGACAAUACAGAAACUUUUCGAAGGGCACCACAUGAAUUAUAUCGAGUGCAUUAACGUGAACUUUAAGUCCACCAGGAAAGAAUCUUUUUAUGAUCUACAACUUGAUGUGAAGGGAUGUGCGGAUAUAUAUGCUUCUUUUGACAAAUAUGUGGAGGUUGAACGUCUUGAGGGCGAUAACAAGUAUCAUGCUGAAGAACAUGGUUUACAGGAUGCUAAGAAAGGCGUUUUAUUCAUCGACUUUCCUCCGGUUCUUCAAUUGCAGUUAAAGCGGUUUGAAUAUGAUUUUAUGCGAGAUACUAUGGUUAAGAUUAAUGACAGAUAUGAAUUCCCGUUGGAACUUGAUCUAGAUCGGGAAAAUGGUAAAUAUUUGUCACCCGAUGCAGAUAGAAGUGUUCGCAAUCUUUACACUCUUCAUAGUGUUUUGGUCCAUAGUGGUGGGGUGCAUGGAGGGCACUAUUAUGCAUUUAUCAGACCAACCCUCUCUGAACAAUGGUACAAAUUUGAAGAUGAGCGUGUCACGAAAGAGGAUAUGAAGAAAGCCUUAGAGGAGCAAUAUGGUGGCGAGGAAGAGUUGCCUCCGACCAGUCCCGGUUACAAUAAUGCUCCAUUUAAGUUUACAAAGUAUUCGAACGCAUACAUGCUUGUUUAUGUGCGUGAAAGUGACAAGGAGAAGGUAUUUUGUGACGUUGAUGAGAAGGACAUCGCCGAGCACCUCAGGAUAAGGCUGAAAAAAGAAAGAGAAGAAAAGGAGGAUAAAAGAAAAUAUAAAGCACAAGCACAUCUUUAUACUAUUAUCAAGGUUGCUCAUGAUGAUGAUUUGAGGGAGCAGAUCGGCAAGGAUAUCUAUUUUGAUCUUGUUGAUCAUGACAGGGUUCAUAAUUUUCGUAUUCAAAAGCAGAUGUCUUUUGUCCAAUUUAAGGAAGAGGUUGCCAAAGAAUUUGGUAUACCAGUUCAGUGUCAACGUUUCUGGUACUGGGCAAAGAGGCAAAAUCACACAUACCGCCCAAAUCGACCUUUGACACCUCAGGAGGAAUUGCAGUCGGUUGGACAGUUGAGGGAACAAUCUAAUAAGUUGCACAAUGCAGAGCUGAAGUUGUUUUUGGAAGUCGAACGAGGACAGGACCUGUGCCCUCUACCACCACCUGACAAGACUAAGGAUGAUAUACUUCUGUUCUUCAAGCUUUAUGAUCCUAAGAGAGAAGAGCUUAGAUAUGUUGGUCGGCUUUAUGUGAAGAGUACAGGGAAGCCAGUUGAAAUCCUGAAACGAUUGAAUGAAUUAGCAGGUUUUGAUCCCGAUGAAGAAAUUGAACUAUACGAGGAAGUUAAAUUCGAACCUUGUGUUAUGUGUGACCGCCUUGACAUGAGAGCUUCAUUUCGAAUGAGCCAGAUUGAAGAUGGAGAUAUUAUUUGCUUUCAGAAGAUCGCUAAUCUUCAGAGUGAAGAAGAAUACAGAUACCCUGAUGUUCCUUCUUUUCUGGAAUAUGUGAAGAAUCGACAGAUUGUUCAUAUUCGAUCUCUCGAGAGACCUAAGGAGGAUGAUUUCUCUUUAGAAUUGUCCAAGUUGCAUACUUAUGAUGAUGUGGUUGAAAGAGUGGCACAAAAACUUGGUGUUGAGGAUCCUUCGAAAAUCAGGCUCACUCCUCACAACUGCUACUCUCAGCAACCUAAACCCCAUCCUAUUAAAUAUCGAGCAGCAGAGCAUUUAUUAGACAUGCUGGUUCACUACAAUCAGAUAUCUGAUAUUUUGUAUUAUGAAGUGCUGGAUAUUCCUUUGCCAGAGCUACAGUGUCUAAAGACUCUUAAAGUUGCUUUUUAUCGUGCAUCUGAGAAUGAGGUGUGCCUUAAACAGCCUGAUAUCCACAACAUUCGACUGCCUAAACAGAGCACAGUUGAAGAUGUGCUGAACGAAAUCAAGACUAGGGCGGAGCUGUCUCAUCCCAGUGCAGAACUCAGACUACUUGAGGUGUUCUACCACAAGAUCUACAAGAUCUUUCCUCUAAAUGAGAAAAUUGAAAAUAUCAAUGAUCAGUACUGGACAUUGCGAGCAGAAGAGAUUCCAGAAGAAGAGAAAAACAUUGGACCACAUGAUCGUUUAAUUCAUGUUUAUCACUUCACUAAAGAUACUGCAGCCCAGAACCAAAUGCAAAUUCAAAACUUUGGGGAGCCAUUUUUCUUGGUCAUCCAUGAAGGUGAAACUUUGUCAGAAGUCAAGGUGCGGGUUCAAAAGAAAUUGCAAAUUUCAGACGAGGAGUUCUCGAAGUGGAGAUUUGCGUUCUUAUCUUUGGGUAGGCCAGAGUAUCUGCUAGACUCAGACAUUGUAUCUAGCCGUUUCCAGAAAAAGGAUGUGUACGGUGCUUGGGAGCAAUACCUGGGGCUGGAGCAUUCUGAUAAUACUCCAAAAAGGCCUUUUACUGCAAAUCAGAAUCGUCAUACAUAUGAGAAGGCGAUCAAGAUAUACAAUUAGAUUCAGAUAUCAACACCAAGAGAGCAUUUGCGUUUAACUCAGCUACAGGAGUCUCGGGCUCUGUUUAAAAAAAGAGUUAGGAAGAUAUUAGUUCAUGAGGUUGGAGAACUUGACAUAAGUGUUGUACUUUGAUUUUUCCUAUAUAGAUAUUGGUGAUGGUUACCCUUUUAGGCAAUUAUCUUGAUGACUUGGGUUGGGCGGGAGAGUUUCAUUCUGAUAGAUCCUGCUUUCUUGUUACAGAGCCUUUCAGGCUCUCUUCCUUCCUUGUCUUUUCCCUAAUAUAUGGGUAAUAUGUUUAGUCUGGGAGUUGGAGUUGGGGCCUUUGAAAUGUGCUUCCUGUGUAGUUUAGCCAGUACAUAAAAGAUUUUGAUUGAGAGGGUGUAAACUUGGUAUAGUUGGUUGCUUUUUUUUUUUUUCCCUUGCCCUCUUAUGUGACAUCUGAAAGCCUCAUCACUUAUGGUUGGCUGAACUGUACAUGCUGAGCUCAUUAGUAUGUGUAAAAAGAUGGUAAGCUUGUAAUCAUAAUUACUGUAAAUGUGUUUAGCUUUCAUCGUCA